Molecule: messenger RNA, 1446 nt
Organism: Lotus japonicus
Lineage: Eukaryota; Viridiplantae; Streptophyta; Magnoliopsida; Fabales; Fabaceae
Product: proline--tRNA ligase, cytoplasmic-like
Exons: 11
Coding region: 1-1446 (481 amino acids)
Biological process (GO): prolyl-tRNA aminoacylation
Cellular component (GO): aminoacyl-tRNA synthetase multienzyme complex; cytoplasm
Molecular function (GO): ATP binding; proline-tRNA ligase activity
Source: RefSeq, a predicted model, not a curated record
AUGGCGGGGACUGAAGCCAAAGCCAAAACAUCCGAUUCCAAGCCUGCAAAGCAGCAACAAGGUGGGGGGAAGAAGAAGGAGGUGAAGAAAGAGACUAGGUUAGGGCUCACGCAUCGGAAAGCUGAAAACUUUGGAGAGUGGUAUUCUGAUGUUGUUGUUAAUGCGGAAAUGAUUGAGUAUUAUGAUAUUUCUGGCUGCUAUAUUCUGAGGCCUUGGUCAAUGGCCAUAUGGGAGAUAAUGCAAGCUUUUUUCGAUCCAGAAAUUAAGAAAAUGAAGAUCAAGAACUGCUACUUCCCUUUGUUUGUGUCUCCUGGAGUUCUGCAAAAGGAGAAGGACCAUGUUAAGGGAUUUGCUCCAGAGGUUGCUUGGGUGACUAAGUCUGGGGAAUCUGAGUUAGAAAUUCCUAUUGCUAUUCGCCCAACUAGUGAAACCGUUAUGUACCCCUACUACUCCAAGUGGAUUAGGGGGCAUCGUGACUUGCCACUGAAACUCAAUCAGUGGUGCAAUAUUGUUAGAUGGGAGUUCAGCAACCCCACACCAUUCAUCAGGAGUCGUGAGUUUCUUUGGCAGGAAGGACACACUGCUUUUGCAACCAAGGAGGAAGCAGAUGCAGAGGUUCUUGAGAUUUUAGAAUUAUAUAGGCGUAUUUAUGAAGAGUAUUUGGCAGUUCCUGUCAUAAAGGGUAAGAAAAGUGAGCUUGAGAAGUUUGCUGGUGGACUUUACACUACCAGUGUUGAGGCAUUUAUUCCAAACACAGGUCGUGGUGUACAAGGAGCAACUUCUCAUUUUCUGGGCCAAAAUUUUGCUAAAAUGUUUGAGAUUAACUUUGAAAAUGAGAAGGGAGAGAAAGCAAUGGUCUGGCAAAACUCAUGGGCCUAUAGUACUCGAACGAUUGGGGUGAUGGUUAUGGUUCAUGGUGAUGACAAGGGAUUAGUGCUACCUCCUAAAGUAGCGUCACUUCAAGUCAUAGUGAUUCCUGUGCCUUUCAAAGAUGCUAAUACUCAAGGAAUCUAUGAUGCCUGUGCUGCAACUGUGAAUACAUUAUGUGAAGCAGGUAUUCGUGCUGAGUCAGAUACUAGAGAUAACUAUUCUCCUGGGUGGAAGUAUUCUCACUGGGAAAUGAAAGGCGUUCCUCUAAGAAUUGAAAUUGGGCCAAAGGAUUUGGCAAAUAAGCAGGUUCGUGCUGUUCGUCGUGAUAAUGGAGCAAAGAUAGACAUUGCUAAUGCAGAUUUGGUUGAGGAAUUGAAGAAGUUGCUGGAUAAUAUUCAGCAGAAUCUUUUUGAUGUUGCCAAACAAAAACGAGAUGAAUGUAUUCAGAUCAUACAUACAUGGGAUGAGUUUAUACAAGCUUUGAAUGAAAGAAAGAUGAUCUUUGCACCUUGGUGUGAUGAGAAGUCUCAGCUUUUAUUUCUACUUGUUUGGCUAUCUGAUUGUGGUCAAUUAUGA